Molecule: messenger RNA, 1166 nt
Organism: Oncorhynchus gorbuscha (pink salmon)
Lineage: Eukaryota; Metazoa; Chordata; Actinopteri; Salmoniformes; Salmonidae
Product: fibrous sheath CABYR-binding protein-like
Exons: 5
Coding region: 135-1166 (343 amino acids)
Biological process (GO): anterograde axonal transport
Cellular component (GO): mitochondrion
Source: RefSeq, a predicted model, not a curated record
GAAUUCUCUGCCUCCACUCCAACGAGCGCAGUCUGUAGUUGCGUGAUCACAGCUGGUCUCUCCUCAGUCAGUCAUCCAGCAAGCCUCCUGUACCACCACACGCACUGUACACUAGAUCCUGGAUUUGAUCAGAAAUGUUUUUCUGUAGAUCGGCUUGGCAGAGACUGGGGCUCCUGGCACGAAUGACAGUCGCCCCACCUUUAUCCAGAAAUGUGGUUCCAGUGCGGCAGAUGUCCGUCGGGAUCCCCGGUGGCUCUGCCACCAACGUGGCGUACGCCGUUCUGUGUGGAGGAGGCCUCACUGCCGCUGUGGUCUACGCUUACAAGACAGUGAAUGGUGACAGUGAGCGGUACAAUGACCGACUCGCCGAGAUGAACUUGAGGCCCAAGGAAGCAGCACCAGCAGCAGAGGAAGCAGCACCAGCAGCAGAUGAAGCAGCAGAUGAAGCAGCACCAGCAGCAGCAGAGGAAGUAGAAUCCCCAGAAGAACCGGCACCAGUAGAAGCAGAGGUGUUAGCCGAGGUGGUCGCUGAGACGGCCGCAGUCGAGGAGGCGCCUGCAGCAGCAGAGGAAGUCCUGGCAGAGGUCGCAGCCAAAUCCGUCGCUGUCCUAGAGGCGGUUGCAGAGGUUGCUGUGGAACCAGAGGUCGUUGCAGUUGAGGAGGCGCCCGCAGUGGAAGUUGCCGUGGUUACGGAAGAAGCUCCACCGGAGGCUGACGCAGAGGCCGUCAUCGAGGACGUCGCAGAUGCGGCUCCUGGCGUCGUGGAAGAGGUCGUUGCCGUGGAGGCCGCCGAUGCUGUGUCUGACAUCACGUCUGCCUCCAUGAAGCUCCUGGCCAGUUCUGAGAUCGCUGCUGCCUCGGUAGCUGAGAGGAGGCUCAUGCACGCCGUCCAAUACCUAGAAGACCGGACUGAAGAAUCCUCACUCGCUCCCGCCGAGGACAUUCUAGAUUCCCUGGCGGUUCCUGAAGCUAAGGUAGAGGAGGAAGUGUUAUCUGUGGAGGGGAAGUGGCAGAAGCACCAGCUGCAGAAAUCUUGGAAACUGAAGAGCCCAAACCAGAAGAGGAGGCUGUUGCCACCCCUAAUGUCACAGAGGAAGUGGUUGCUGAAGAGACCCCUGAGCCGGAGGAAGUGGUUGCUGAAGAGACCCCUGAGCCAGAGGAAGUAG